GUCUGUCAUUUUGCUAGACAGACUAGACUUCCUUUCCCUUCUAGCACUUCUGUGACCAAACAAAUUUUUGAGUUGUUACAAAAUCUAUGAUCUCCUUACUCAUGAUGUUUUUAUCUCUAGAAAUGUUCAAUUCCAUGAACAUAUAUUCCCCUUUCACAAAUCCAAUCUAGAUCAUAUGAUCAUAUCCCAACCUAUUCCACCCCUCUGAUCCAGCCUAAUCCAUCUCCAGAACAUGAACAAUUCCUCAAUGACUUACAUUUUGAUUUAGAUGAUGACCAUGACUCUCUCCCAAAUUCAUCAUCUCCUCCAUCACCUUUUCUCUUCAACAGUCCCUCAACUUCCUCUCAAAAAAUCAACCAGAAUCAUGAAACCUCCUACCCACCUACAACAUUAUCAUUGCAACCUGCUCUAGCAUAUUUCUUCCACCAGUCAUCUAAGUCAGCUGCAAUCUCCGAGUAUCACCUAUCCUCUCUUCUGUACUUGAUUAUUCUACUCUUUCCUCUACUCACAAGCACUUUGUUUUAAGCAUCUCUUCCCAUAAAGAACCUGAAACCUACAAGGAAGCCAUUCAAUACACUGAACGAAACGAUGCUAUGGCAGUUGAGACCAAGGCUUUGGAAGCCAACCACACUUGGGACGUGGUUGAACUCUCUCCUCAGAAGAAGGCAGUUGGUAACAAGUGGGUCCAUAAGAACAAACAUCUCUUAGAUGGCAGUCUAGAAAGGCAGAAGGCUAGACUUGUAGCCAAAGGCUAUAGUCAACAAGAAGGAGUCGACUACCAAGAUAUAUUUGCUCUUGUAGUCAAAAUGACAAUAAUCAGACUGUACUUAGCCAUUGCAACAUCACUUAACUGGCAUGUUCAACAACUGGAUGUUAACGCCGCCCCAACGGUUGGGAACAGAGCAGGCUCGUCUGCAGGGAAGAAGAAGAUGAGUAUAAGCAACGUCGUACCACCAUCAACAGAUGUGAAGAAACGAUCCUGGAGUGACGUCGUUUCUGACAAAAUGCCAAGUAGUACCUAAUUUUUUUAUUUCAGACUUUUACCCUUUUCGGCCUGUACUUACUUUUCCCCUAAGUUUUGUCUUUCUUGAAUUGUAAGCUACAUCAGAUCUAGCUAUAUAAGUUGAAUGGUGAAAAGAGAACAACAAAAAUGUACAAAUUUAUAAUUUAGAAAGAUGAUACGAUAUUGAUUAUCAUGUUCGAUUGGUAGGUUUGAUUAGCAAUAGGGUAGCUCAUCCUGUGGCUCGGAAGGUCUUUUCUUUGCCUCCGACCUCGUGUCAUAUUUUUUAUUUUUAUGUCUGGGUUGGUUUCGGGAUGUAAUCUCUUAUCUUUCAUUCAAUCAAUAUGAUUAUAUUUUGUUAAAAAAUUGAUAUUGAUUUA
This is a messenger RNA of Linum trigynum, 1380 nucleotides long. NCBI's taxonomy places the organism in Eukaryota, Viridiplantae, Streptophyta, Magnoliopsida, Malpighiales, Linaceae. The record is from the annotation of a GenBank genome assembly.